UAGUCCACGAUCCAUGCCACCAGGUGUGAGUCCACUCCUCAUAAAGUCUUAUAAACGUCUUCUAUCAAGUCUAAUGGAGAUUGAGAAGAUCUGCCAGGAAGAAUGGGAUAAACUGCUCAAAUCAAGGAGUGCAAAGCUUGUAGAGACUCACCAGGAAGACUCAAAGCUGAAACUGCCACCAAAGUGGGGGGGAUGUUCUACAAAGUACUGAAUUAAGGGUCUGAAUACUUACAUGCAUGAGUGAUUUUAGUGUUUGAUUCUUAAUACAUUUACAAACUUUUAUGCGUUUAUUGAGUGCAGAUGGAUGGGCAAAAAUGGCAGAUUUAUCCUUUUAAAAUUUAACCUACAACACAUGACAGCAUGAAAAAAGUAAUGGGGUCUGAAUGCUUUCCGUCGUAUUCUCAAACCACCCUUUGUUUCAAUACAUCACUCCGAUUAACAUCAAAAAAGUGCGAACUGGAAGUCACUGACCAAGCUGAGUGAGUUUGACACCCGUGACCAUGAACUCCAUUAAACAGGUCUAUUAAUAGAUGGAUGGAUGGAUGGAUGGAGGGGUAAAUGGAAGGAUGAUUUGAAAGUUUGCUGUGCAAUGCCCGACUCAUUAUUGUCAUUUAGAUAACGGUAAAGUGAGCGCUUCCGUUGCCUUAUCUCCAGAAUUGUCAAAGUCGUCUUCUUCAGAAUUCACUGCAUGCUAAACUCUGCACAGAAAGCGCCUCGAGACGUUAAAUCAAAUCAAAGACUUGUGAGCGAAAAGCAGCGCAAUGUGCCGAGCAGUAGGUGGCUGUGUCGCGUCUGUUAUUCGGAAAUGUCCUGAGCUCCUUAAAAUGUAAAUGUGUAGCGCGUUUAAAGUUGUCGCCCCGGUGGGGUUUACGGACAACAGCAUUACAGGGGUCGCCAUUCGGGGAAACAAACCGCAGCUUUGUUACGAUAAAAGAAUCCCGAGGGGCAACCGCCGCAUAAGACGCCUCUUUUGCUCUGUUCCCGCUACCACGGCUCUUCUUAGGGGAUGUUGCAAUAGUUAAGACUGGCAGUAGCGACUCUUAAAUGGUCCCAUUUGUGAAGCCAAGACCCCUCAGAAAGUGCUCGACGUGUUAAAGAAAGGCAGCUGCGCUGGAACGUCUUUUAAAAGAAAGGAUAUUAAAAUCGCAAUUCCUUAAGGAGUCCCAGAGGGGGGUGGGGGAGCGGAUAUCUGAGGAGCCCCUGGAUCUGAAGCGGGACAAGUGGCUCCUAUUUGCAUUUUGAAGCCCCCCGCACCCAACCUGAAAUGCUUGAGGCGGGUGGUGCCGAAGCGGAGCUGCCCGCAUUCUCCUUCACACUCCUCUCGAGGUGUUACUGCACGUCCUCCGGCGGCGACUUCCCGUUAUCCUUGUGACCGUCAAUGUGUCAUGUGCGUUGUGUGAUCGCUGCGGCUCCGGUUCCUAUGACCGUCUGGGUGGUCGCACUCGCUUUUUGCGCACAGCUGCUCUGGAGCCAUUGCGCCGCGGAUCACUGCAACUGGCGGGGCAGCGGGUUGAUCCGGGAGCCCCAUUCUCACGCAGUGGAGCAGGUCCACCUGAGGUGCACUGAAGGCUCCGUGGAAUGGAUGUACCCCACCCAAGCCAUCCGAAUUGCCCUAGAGCCGAACCUGUCCACAUCACGGCCGGCCACCGUCUGUAUCAAGCCAUAUCGAAACUCCAGGGGUGCCAACAUCUACAUCGAGAGAGCCGGGAAGCUGGAGCUGCUGGUUAAUGAAGAGGCCAGCUGGCUGGGGCAAGUGUACUGCUUCAGCGUCGAACGCCCGCAACAGGCCGCAGUGUUUCUGCAAGCCAGCCCUCAGCAGGACAUCAGCCGGCGCACAGUGGGCUUCCAGUACGAGCUGCUGAGCAGUGGCACCCCAGCACCUACUCUCGUCAAAGACGCCAUGCUGGAAGAAGUCUGCCGGCCUUGUAACAACACUGAAUUGCUGAUGGCCAUCUGCAGCAGCGACUUUGUGGCCAGGGGUUUCAUCCGCAGGGUCUCCCACCACAUCGGCCAGCAGCUCUCUGAAGUGAGCGUGGCGGCGGAGCACCUGUACAGACAGAAGAGUGGCGUCUUCCAACAGCAGGCUGCCAGCGGAGAGUGGCAGGGCUCGCUCAAGACCCUCCUGCAGUGCCAGGUGAGGAAGGGCAACGGGCUCUUUCUCUUCACUGGAAUGGAGCACUUUGGCGAGGCCUGGCUGGGCUGUGCUCCUCGCUACAAGGACUUUGUCAGGGUCUACCAAGCGGCCAGAGCCAAGAGGAAGAACCUGUGCGAGUUCCCCCUUGACUGACUUGACACCUCAGACUAGGGCUGUCUGGAACAUUCAGGGUGGGCACUGGCAGAACUGGGUGCCAAGAGAGACACUUUGCCAAAGAAUCUUUUUGAGGGGUUCUUUUUUUAAUAUUUUUAUUUUCGACAGGGUAUUGAUGUUUUAUAUGAAUGAUAGGUAAAGGUUUUAUGAAAGAA
Molecule: messenger RNA, 2463 nt
Organism: Polypterus senegalus (gray bichir)
Lineage: Eukaryota; Metazoa; Chordata; Cladistia; Polypteriformes; Polypteridae
Product: meteorin-like protein
Exons: 4
Coding region: 1379-2287 (302 amino acids)
Molecular function (GO): hormone activity
Source: RefSeq, a predicted model, not a curated record